AUGGCGCUCCCGAUCAGCAGCCCAUCACCGCGCCUGGAUCGCUUUGGACAGGCCAUGGAAUCCCUUUACGGGAGCUUCAGCAGCAUCGAGAACCCAGAGGAUUGGGUUCCGCCGCCAAGAGCAGGCGGUCAUAAGGGGCGGUACCUAUGGACAGACGCGUUCGGGGUUAUCAACCUCCUGACCAUGCACAACGAGUACAAAAAAACUGGCAGUGACACAAUCGGCGAUGAUCGCUACCUAGUACUGGCCAGCCGUCUGAUCCAGACCGUCCAUGACAUCCUGGGUAGACAGCGAGACGGCCGCUCAAGACUGCCGAAUGCCACAGAUGAGAACCCGCUAGCCGGUGGUUUGAGAAUCGGCAAGACAGAUGCCCGCGGGCCGGAUGCCGACGGGCAAUAUCACCAUUACCUGACGAUAUGGAUGUUUGCCUUGAACCGGAUGACUAGAGCAUCUGGGGAUAUGAGGUACAACCGGCUAGCCGUCCAGCUGGCCAAAGCGAUCCACCCGCGAUUCUUCGUUGAUCGCGCAGCAGCUCGGCCGAGAAUGAUAUGGAAAAUGAACAUUGAUCUCUCGGAGCCGAUGGUCAAAUCAGAGGGCAAUCUCGACCCGCUUGAUGGCUUUGUUAUUUUCCGACUUCUGCAGGCUACGGCCGUCGAGGCAGGCGAUGGCCCUGUCUUGACUCAGGAGAUUGACGAUUACAAGCGCACGAUGGAGCGGAAAGGGGAGCAUUUUGUUUCCAGUGACCCCCUGGAUUUGGGUAUGACUUUGUGGACAGCGCACUGGUUUUCUGAGCGAGAGAAAUGGGCUGCUAAUCUUGCCGAGAAAUGCUUCGAGCAAAUGUACAAUCUCUUCGAGAUCAAUCGGUAUUUGGAGCGCAAUAUCAAAUUCCGACUGGCCUUCCGUGAGUUUGGUACCAGCAUGGGCAUUCAAUGCCAAUCCGAGGCGGCUGCGGAGAAAGAACGCUCUGUCGACCUUAAAUGCUACUCUGAUGCCAUCAUUGCUGCCUGGGACCCAUACAUGGAGCUGGCCAUAUCUGAUGACCUGACGCCAGAGGAUUUGAGGCCUAUCACGCGGGUGAUGUAUGCGUCGGCAUUGAUUCCAGGUGCAUUUCGAUCCGGAUUCCUGGGCCCAGAACCGACACCACGCGAAGAAUGA
This is a messenger RNA of Penicillium bovifimosum, 1155 nucleotides long. RefSeq lists its product as uncharacterized. The record is from RefSeq and is a predicted model, not a curated record. Bases 1 to 1155 code for a protein of 384 amino acids. The transcript has 3 exons. Lineage: Eukaryota; Fungi; Ascomycota; Eurotiomycetes; Eurotiales; Aspergillaceae.